This is a messenger RNA of Dunckerocampus dactyliophorus (ringed pipefish), 1775 nucleotides long. It is a transcript of the gene slc35h1, whose product is annotated as solute carrier family 35 member C2. The record is from RefSeq and is a predicted model, not a curated record. NCBI's taxonomy places the organism in Eukaryota, Metazoa, Chordata, Actinopteri, Syngnathiformes, Syngnathidae. Gene Ontology annotation, molecular function: antiporter activity. Gene Ontology annotation, biological process: UDP-glucose transmembrane transport. The coding region runs from base 207 to 1400 and encodes 397 amino acids. The transcript is spliced from 10 exons. Gene Ontology annotation, cellular component: Golgi apparatus; cis-Golgi network; endoplasmic reticulum-Golgi intermediate compartment.
CGAGCCUUUUAGGAAACAUUGCCCCCCGUGGCGCACUUUUUCCACUGCGUUCACUUCCAGCGGGUAACUGACGUGUACUUUAGUUAUCGCUUUUCUUGAAUAACCCAAAUAAGUCUGCGAAUUCUUUGACUGUUAUUUCCGCUGCGCGUGCUGCUACCACGCAUGCGGACUGCCAACACACUUCCAAGGUUAGCGUCAUAUCGCGGAUGAUGCUAAUAAUGCUGAUAUUUGUCAGUGGAGACGCGAUUGACUCAAGAAGCACAAUGGAUUUUGAAUAUAGCAUUUCUUCUACACCAGCAGCCUGUUUUAUGGCGUGCCCGGUCCAGUUCCUGUGCAGGACCCUCCGGACUUUGGGACUGGUUCUCUUCUACUACGUCUUCUCCAUAGGCAUCACAUUCUAUAACAAAUGGCUCAUGAAGGCCUUCCACUAUCCUCUCUUCAUGACGCUGGUCCACCUGGCCAUCAACUUCUGCCUGUCGGCGCUAACCCGACGGGCCGUGCAGUGCUGGACGGGGAAGACUGGCGUGCUGCUCAGCUGGACGGAUUACCUGCACAAAGUAGCUCCCACAGCCUUGGCCACGGCACUGGACAUUGGACUCUCCAACUGGAGCUUCCUAUUCAUCACCAUUAGCUUGUACACCAUGACCAAGUCCUCAGCAGUGCUCUUUAUUCUCUUGUUCUCUCUGCUCUUCAAAAUAGAAGAGCCGAACCCAUUCCUGGUCCUGGUGGUCGUGCUGAUCGCCAGUGGCCUGUUCAUGUUCACCUUCCAGUCCACCCAGUUCAACCUGGAGGGCUUCGUCAUGGUGCUGCUGGCGUCCUUCAUCGGGGGGAUCCGAUGGACCCUCACUCAGGUGCUCAUGCAGAAAGCCGAGUUGGGCCUCCAGAAUCCAGUGGACGCCAUGUACCACCUCCAGCCUCUCAUGUUCCUUGGCCUCUUUCCUCUCUUCCUGUACAAUGAAGGAUUGAUCCUGAGCACCUCAGACAAGUUAUUCCGCGUGACGGAGUUGUCGCCUGUCUUGUAUUCUGUGCUCUUGUUGAGCAUGGGAGGAGUCCUGGCUUUUGGUUUGGGCUUUUCAGAGUUUCUGCUGGUGUCAAGAACCUCCAGCCUCACUUUGUCCAUAUCAGGCAUCUUUAAGGAGGUCUGCACGCUGCUGCUGGCAGCAUGGCUGAUGGGAGACAAGAUGAGCGCCCUCAACUGGCUGGGGUUUGCAGUGUGUGUGUGUGGUAUUGCACUGCACGUGGCUCUCAAGACCUGUUAUUCCAAAAAUAAACUCCCGUCCUUACGGCAGCUGAACAGUAGGAGCUCGGAGCUCCAGCUGCCCUUGCUCAGACAUGAAGACCUUUCUGCUGCUGAUGAGGAUGAGGAUGGAGAAGAGGAAGAGGAAAUGACUCUGCACUAGCACAAUACAUCAUCAUCAUCAUCCUGGAGGUCCAUUGUGGUGUGUUUGAGCAUCAUCUGCUGCCUCAGGGACUUACUGAAAUAUGAUUGCUGUUGCCAGGUAGAAUUGAAUGCGAUAGAAUGUUCUACGUGACAACAUGCUAAUAUUUCCUUCAACUUGACUUAUCACAUGUUUCCACGUGCGACAAGAAGCCCGCCUCCAUCACAAGCACCUGAUUGUGUUACUGGCACUCAAGCAGCCUCCUUCCUGUGGAAUGUUUGGGUCCACGUGGUAGUCAUACUUAAGUAUACUGGAGUGUGUUUGCUCGUGAAAUAUGACUGAAUACGCCAUAAAAGCCUUUACCCAACCCCCCCGGGCUUGAAUUCAAUCACGUGA